Symbiodinium sp. CCMP2592 is the source of this 2916-nucleotide messenger RNA. The record is from the annotation of a GenBank genome assembly. NCBI's taxonomy places the organism in Eukaryota, Dinophyceae, Suessiales, Symbiodiniaceae.
AUGCGAUCGUCGCAUGUACUCCAUGUAGCGGUCCUUCCCGGCAUCAGUGCUCAAGUCCACUGCUGGGUCUUUCCUGCACAGAUCUGCCGAGCCGAUCCGGACUGGCUGCCGGACAGACCGCAGGUGGUCGAUGCCGCCGAACUCCAGAGGAAGGAAAGCGCCAAGGAGGCCUGCGCGCAUGUGGCUCGUGAGCGCUGGAUUGGAUGCCAGAAUGCGCCGGAAGAGUCUGUGGACUUUGCAUUGGCUCCGGCAAUGCAGCAGCUUCCCGACCCGGUCGGGGCACUUCCCGAUUUCCGGGCCCUGGUUGACACAGGAAGCUAUCCGGAUUUCGGGAUCCAGGGACUGCUUCAGCAGAUGGAUGCCAACCCACACCUCGCAAGGUUCUUCAACUACCAGGUUUCCUUCUUUUGGGCAGACAAGGAGUUGACGCAGUUCUCCGACAUCGACCUAUCGAGGCCUGCAUGCAACGGCCUGUGGGCUAGUGUCAAGCAACGAGCCCGGGCCAUCGCGGAACGGAGCGAGGACACCUUUUGCGAUGGCUGUAAGGAAGACUUGCCGGCGAUGUGGCGCCAUGCGAACGGAGACGUUGAUGUGGCGGACUUCCCCUUCAGCGCUGCGAAGGCCGACUGCUACCUGGGCACAAUGGUGCUAUCAGUCACUGAGCUCCUCUGCGUCCACCGCUGCACCGCGGUUGACAUCAGCGGGGUAGCUCACAAUGCGGAUGCUCAGGUGCACGAGAUGCUGUGGAGGAAGGUGCAGCUGGAACUCGAAGGUCUUCUUUUCUUCUUCGACUUCCCUUUGUCGCACUUGGAAGCCUCAGGAUGGCCUUUGUUGCCUUUGCUGCGAAAGCUGGGAGCAGCGUUCCGCUACACCUUCGGCAGCGUGGUGCCCAAUGAGUGCGACUUGCUGGACGGUGCGAGGGCUGACGAGCUGCACGCGCACGUGAUGGCAAUGUUGGAGGAUCGCGCCUUUGAUCCGGAGGAGCUGCGGGAUGCUGCAGAAGCCGCAACCCGCUUCCUCGACCAACGGGAUGCCUGUCCCUUCGCAUCGGGGGCGGCGAUGUUGGCGCUCCUGCGGGCGGUGCAGCUCUCGAGCAAGUUGGCCGUGCAGGAGAGCGACUUCUCCUGGAUGCUCCUGGAUGCAGUGAAGGUGUGGGAUGUGGUGAGUGGGUCCCGAGUCGGGGCGAAGCGACGCUACUUCUACGAUGCGCUGACAACUCGCUGGCCGUGGCUUGAGCUCAUAGAACGUGUCCAUGCUGGCCGAGGCGAGCGCGAUGUCACAUUAUGGCCUGUGGAUGCGAACGCGUUUCAGGAAGACGAGGUAAUCGGAAGUUGUGAGGAGCGAGUAGCCGCGUCCAUGGAAUCCUGGAGCUGGCACUGGACCGCAUCACCGUUUCAGGCGCAUGGCAAGGCACUCGUGGAGCCCGCUUCUGAGAAGGGCCUCGCACGGGCUUUGUGCCGUCUCUCCGAUGCAGAAGUGCUGUUCAUCAGUGGCACUUCGUCUGGCUACAAGUGGGGUUCCUUCACCGUUCGAGGGCGUCAGGCGGCGCGCGGUCUGCGCCAACUGCUCUCGGAUGGUCCGGUGAUUCGCGCUCGGGCAUGGAAUCAGAACUGCAAGACGUGGUGUGAUGACCGGAGGGCUUACGGCGCGAACUGGUCGGACCCUGUGGCCAUCGUCCAUGUGAAGUAUCCUUGCGAGUGUGCGAUGGAGCUGCUGAGCUACCGGACAGGAGGCGCUCGCGUGCUGCACGUCUACGACCCCGUGGACCAGUUCGCCUACAUACCCGAAGGGAUGCAUGUGAUCCUGGGGCAGACAUCACUGGCCGCGCAAGACUACGGGAAUCAUCCUUACGUCGUGGCUAACGGCAUUCAGGUUUACUGGCAUCCACUCCACCACUCGAACACCGACGGUUACGAGAUACCCUGGCGGGAGCAAGCUUCUGCACAAUCGCUUUCACUCCAUUUUCUUCACAUCGAUCCGGCCGCUCGCUUCGCGAACACUGCGGGACUCGUCGUGAGUCCCCAGCAUACGCAGGAGGUGUACAAGCAGUUUGGUGAGAUGGACAUCACCGUCAUGCGCCACAGCGGGUGCAUGAUGCAUUUGAAUUGCACCGUCACCCGCAAGUGGUUUUGCGAUCGCUACAAGACCGGCCAACGCCUCGUCAAUGCGUUCGCUGCCGGGCUCCCAACCGUGCUGUGGAACGAGCAAGGCUUCCUAGACGUCAUUGCUGGGAGCGACUAUCCUGCCGUCGCCCGCAGCAUUGACGAAGCCGUGCACCUGACGAAAGCCAUUGCUUUGGACAACAAACUUCGAUGGCAACUACGCUUACAAGCAAGGGAGCUUGCCCGGCCCUACACGCUGCCACGCCUCAGCCAGCGCUUAGCGCUGAUCCUCGCAACCGGACUGCCAGCGGAGCAGAAAAGGUCGUCUUUCCUCUCCGCCCGGUCCUCUCUGGCCUCGCAACCGGAUGUGGAGGACCUUGUGGCCAUGCAGCGCAGCAUGCGCCGCGGUAUCCGCCGGGAAUACUGCCUGGGAGGGCUCUGCCUUGUCGGGCCCCUCGUCGCCUUCGGGAUCCUCUUGAUCCUUUGUGUCUACUUCGCGCGAAAGAAUUGCGACGAGAACUUGGCAACGACCUUGAGCAUGCUGGGUGCAUUGCAUCUUGCCAUGGCAGCACUCUCCAGCAUCGGCCUACUAUGGCUUUCUUGCCAGGUGGGGAGGCUUGUGGCCUUCCGCUAUGCCGCCUUCAAGCUAAAGGAGCGCGGGGACGGCGACGGGCAGAUGAUUGCCGAGGCGGCCGCAGAGCUGGAGCUACGCAGGCUCACUCUCGCCAAGCCCUGUGCCGCCUUUUGGGCCAUGCUGUUUUUUCUGGCUGACAUCUUGUUGUGGAUCUACGGCAGCAGAGCUGAACUGCUUUGA